This is a messenger RNA of Panicum virgatum (switchgrass), 654 nucleotides long. RefSeq names its product branched-chain amino acid aminotransferase 2, chloroplastic-like. The record is from RefSeq and is a predicted model, not a curated record. Lineage: Eukaryota; Viridiplantae; Streptophyta; Magnoliopsida; Poales; Poaceae. The transcript is spliced from 5 exons. Gene Ontology annotation, cellular component: chloroplast. Gene Ontology annotation, molecular function: branched-chain-amino-acid:2-oxoglutarate transaminase activity. Gene Ontology annotation, biological process: branched-chain amino acid metabolic process. Bases 22 to 654 code for a protein of 210 amino acids.
AUUUCGUACAAGGUUCCUAGCAUGAGAAAAUGCCAUGCUUCCGUAGCUACAAGGUACAUGGAAACAUCAGAGGUGGCUGAUGUGGACUGGGAAAACCUUGGUUUUGGCCUCAUUGAGACUGACUUCAUGUAUGUUGCAAAAUGUGGACCUGAUGGAUACUUUUCCAAAGGUGAAGUAAUUCCAUUUGGUCCUAUAGCACUGAGUCCUUCUGCCGGAGUCAUUAAUUAUAGGCAGGGAUUGUUUGAAGGCCUAAAAGCAUAUAGGAAAACUGAUGCAUCCAUCCUGCUAUUUCGUCCAGAGGAGAAUGCUACAAGGAUGAUAACUGGCGCAGAGAGGAUGUGUACGCCUGCUCCACCUGUUGACCAAUUCAUUGACGCUGUUAAACAAACUGUUUUGGCAAAUAAAAGAUGGGUACCUCCUACUGGUAAAGGUUCCCUGUAUAUUAGGCCACUCCUAAUGGGCAGCGGGGCUGUUCUGGGUCAUGCACCUGCUCCUGAGUACAAAUUUAUCAUUUUUGUGUCCCCUGUUGGGAAUUAUUUCAAGGAAGGUCUAUCUCCUAUUAAUUUGAUCGUCGAAGAUAAAUUUUACCAUGCCAGCCCUGGUGGAACUGGAGGCAUGAAAACCAUUGGAAACUAUGCCUCGGCAAUUUUAUGA